AUGUGUGCUCCUUUUUUAAUGGAUAUGAUGUGCCUUUAUGUAUGUAUUUUAUUAUUUUUAAUUAUAAAUUGCCCUUUUUAUUAUAAAUUAAAAUUUUCUAUAGACACAUUGGCUAAGAUUAAUAUAACUAAAUAA
Vairimorpha ceranae is the source of this 135-nucleotide messenger RNA. RefSeq lists its product as hypothetical. NCBI's taxonomy places the organism in Eukaryota, Fungi, Microsporidia, Nosematidae. The coding region runs from base 1 to 135 and encodes 44 amino acids. The transcript has a single exon. The record is from RefSeq and is a predicted model, not a curated record.